Molecule: messenger RNA, 2019 nt
Organism: Adineta ricciae
Lineage: Eukaryota; Metazoa; Rotifera; Eurotatoria; Adinetida; Adinetidae
Source: the annotation of a GenBank genome assembly
AUGAGAUUAUCUACAAUCUGGACUACAUCUCGAGCGAGUACCUCGCUACCUUCUAUGUCGGUCAUUGGAUCUGCUCAUCCAGAUGUUGUCAGAAUCAAAGUUUAUAAACCUAAUAGUGAUACGAAUGACGAAAAACAAGAAACAGGCUCAUCGAAAAAAUUCUGCAUUGAUCCACGUCUAACAACUUACCAAACACUUCAAUGCCUAAUUGCUCAAGCGUUCGAUAUUAAAACCGAUUUCGUUAUCAGUGCUAUUCAACGAUGUUCAACAACUGGACGAGAACAGAUCUCAGCGAUUUGGUCCGAUUGGGAUUUAGAUGCAUCCAUUCAAGCUGUUCAGCCAGGUGCAUACCUUAGAUUACGCUACGAUGUCACACCUCGAGAAGAAGGGCUCGACGAUUGGGAUUUCGUCGGAUUGAACGAUUUCAAUGCAAACAUUCGUUGGUUCAAUGUCGAUAGUCGCUCCAUCAUUGCAACUGUCAAUCAAACAGCCGGCAAAGCAGCAUCCGCAUUAAACAAAGCAAUCAAUUGGAUGUAUGGAGGAAAUGAACGACGCUGUUCGAAGCCGGUUGGCGAUGGGGAUAUGAGAAAGUUUCUUGAUUCGGAAGGACGUCUCAUUUAUGUCAAUGAACUACGUCAAGCAAUUUUCGAAGGUGGUGUCGAACCAGCGUACCGAAAGGUUGUUUGGCGUCAUUUACUGAAUAUCUUUCCGUUGAAUAUCACCGGUCUCGAACGUAUUGACUACUUGAAGUGCAUUGAUAUUAAAUACAAAACACUGAAGAAACGGUGGACGGAUGAACAACAUCAAAAUGAAAACACGCGAUUGAUCAUGCGUAGCAUCGAGAAAGACGUGUCAAGAACAGAUCGAGCAUUCGGGUUCUAUGCCGACUCAGGCGAUGGUCAUGUCAAUGUGCAAUCAUUAUUUAAUAUUCUAAUGACUUAUUGUGUUAGUCAUCCAAAUACAACCUAUUGCCAAGCUAUGAACGAUUACGCUUCGACGAUAUUGUACGUUAUGCGCGAAGAGGCAUUAGCGUAUGUUUGUUUUUGUUCAAUAAUGAAACGCAUUCGUGCAAACUUCGCGACGGAUGGUGUAGCGAUUGCAACGAAGUUUCAUCAUCUGAAAGUUUUGUUACAAUCAAUCGACCCUGUUUAUUGGAGUUUUCUCGAAUCACACGAUGCAGUGAAUCUUUAUUUUACAUAUCGAUGGUUACUACUUGAAUGUAAACGUGAAUUUCCUUUCAAUGAUGCUCUCCGUGUACUCGAAGUUAUGUGGGCAACAUUACCUAUUGAAAAUGAACCCCCGCAGCUUAGUGAAAUAUCUCUGAUCACAUCACCAUCGGAUACUAUGAUUGCUGAAAGCGUAUGUCCUAUUCCUUGCGAAGUAUCGCAACGUCGAUCAAUCAGUUGUCCACAAUUGCAUAUAGUCGAUGAAUCAUUUGCUCGCAAAGUUAAGCAUCGUUCUUCUUCAUUAGCUUUCUGUACCAAAGAACAAUUACUAGCCGUUCUCGAAACUUGUCAACACCAGCAAAAUUCCGAUUCACAUUCCACAUCCGAUGCUUAUGAAUACCGACGUUCUUCAUUGCACCGCUCCAGUACAAAAUCGAUGUCCAGCAGGUCACGAGAAAAGAGUCUCGAAAACUCUUUUGCACUUAGUGAAAUAGCGGAGUUCGACGGCGAACAACUAUCAUCAUGCAAUAACACUUCAGUAAAUGCGUCAUCACAGAAUGCACCUAUUUCACAUUGGCUACAACGUUUGCCCGAAGGUGAUACGACAUGGCAAGAAGAAGAUAAUCUAUUUCUGAUAUUUGUUUGUGUAUCCAUACUGUUAACACAUCGAAGUUUUCUGUUGAAGCAGACGACGCUGGAUGAACAAGAAAUUUCGAUGCACUUCGAUCGCUAUCGCCGUCGAAAUAACGGGGAACGAAUCCUGUCGUGUGCUCGAACACUCUACGCACAAUAUAUUCAAUGGACAAGGAAGAAACGUGUUGUUGAUGAUCUCAAUCAAAUAUCACCAACCUGA